GUGAGCAGUACCAGUGAACGAUUGAAAUCGCAAAUUUAUACGCAGGGAUUUACUACGCAUUUAUAAACUCUUUAUUUUUAUAACACGUUUGUUUUGUUUUGUGAAUUUUUGGAAUCUGCCAAGAAGAUGGAAAACACGUACGAUAAGAAUAAAGGUAGUGCCGGGCAGAAAGGGAUACAGUUCCAGUUAGACCUGUCUACAGUGUGUUUAUUAAAUGCCCUGGACCACCAUAAAGACUGGAAAAUCUCGUGCGAGAAUAAAAACGCCGGAAAAUAUGACGACAUUGUCAUAGAAUUGGCUGGCGAAGCCGCUGUCCUGGUCCAAGCCAAGCAUAAACAGAACAGAAAAAUCAACAAAGAGCAACUGCUCUCGCACAACUCCAAAAAUACCGACUUUAGUUUACCGAAAUAUUUCUUCUCUUACGAGGAGAUCAAGAACAAAUUUAGGAGAAGAACAGUUAUCAUUUGCACCAACACAACUAUCUACACAAACGGUCUAGAGAAUGCCUUGACCUCCCAGCGUGCCAGUCCUGAUAGUGUGUUACACUACAGAAGCGAUACCUGUUCCUAUUAUACCUUCAACGAAAGCAUUUUGCCUGAAUUAAAAAGAAACGCAGAGAUUUACUUCAGCAAGAAUUUACGAGACAAAAGUAUCGACGAAACAGUGAUUACAGAUGAAAACUUGAAAGAUUUUCUAAAAAAUCUGCAGAUUUUUUCCUCUUAUCCAUGUGAAGAUCACUUACACAAAAUUAUCGAGCAACUAUUGUGCCAUUCGAACCUUUCCAGUUUGUGUUGCAAAAUAUCCGCUCAAGAAAUAUUAAGGAAGGUGGAAGACUGGUUUAAACAACCAAAGGGUGAAUAUUUAACGGAGAUGCGCGUCAAAGCAAUGCUCUGCGAAAUAAGAAGUGACAAGUACUGCGAAUCCUUGAAAAACUACAACUUGUCGUUUGAACAGAACGAUUUCAGCUUUGCAGAUUCAAAUAGGAUAUUCCACGUCAAAGUUGAUGAGGGAUAUUUGCUGCAGGUUUUGAAAAUAUAUCACGCUCUUCAAGGUCUUAAAGGUAGAAAACUGUUCGUGAAUCCUGAUGACGGUCCAGACGUGCGGAAACAUGUAAUAGAUGCGUUUGAACUGCAGCGAUAUACCUUUUUGGUGAUAACCUGUAACAAAAUUACACAAGAAACUGUAACAAGGGAAGUAAGUGACAAAUUGAAAGGUAUUUUGGAUAAGUACAAGUACAAAAAAGUUAUCUUGGCCUCAAAGGGCGACAGCAAAUUGAUGGGACAGAUUGAAUUAGAACGUAUUUUUGAAUUCGGUGGGUCCGUAACCUUCGAGGACUUCUCAAAGGUUUGUCAAGAGAGGCUGCUGGAUAGCAAAAACGUAAUUUUCCAGGGCAAUACCGUCAGCUUAAAAGAACUAUUGCACACACAGGCGCUUAAAGUUUAUACAAAAUCCUUCGAUUCAGCAAUGCUAGAGAAGCUGAUCAGAGGGGAAAAAGUUAAAGUGGGUGUACAACCUUCAGAUUUAGACGAAGACAUUGCUUGGUAUUAUGUAAGUCGCACAUUUGAGAGACAGGUCGAUGAAACAGGGAAAACGGGGGAUGCUUUGUCGGAAGAAAGCAUUUUUAAUGUGCACGAGAAAGUGGUCAUUAUUUCUGACAGCGCUGGUAUGGGGAAGAGCACAGUUCUCACCAAGCUGUCGAUGACUAUAAAGGAAAGUAACAGUCAUUUGUGGGUUAUUAAAAUGAAUCUUAAUGAUUAUACGAAUAUUUUAAGAGACACCUUAAGGAAGAAUAGAAAUGUGAUAAGUGUAACCGAACUGUUGAAUUCCCGAGAAGCCACUAGACUCACAAACCAGUUUGAGGAAUUAGUUUUUUCGAUGAACGAAAAAGUAGUCUUAAUGUUGGACGGAAUGGACGAGAUAAGUCCCGACUACACGGAUCUCGUACUCGACUUACUCCAUCAGUGCCAGCACGGUCCUAACUUUGCAAAAAUUUUCGUUACAACCAGACCUCACGUAGCUCUCGAGUUGAAAAUAGUUCUGGGAAUUGGAUCGUUUAGACUGGUACCCUUUACGAGAUCAGAUCAGGUAAAUUUCCUCACAAACUACUGGACACGCAACUUGAACUUAAAAUACAGUAGCAAAAGGAAAUGCGAACAAUACGCUGUGAUACUGAUCGAUAAAAUAUCAUUUUGGAUACGAUCGAAUUAUCCCUCGGAAAAUCCCUUCGAGGAAAUCCCCCUGCAAGUGAGGAUGGUAGCGGAGAUCUUUCAAGAGAAUAUCAGGUGGAGGGAAUCAACGGAUUGGGAAGGAUGUAAGGAAUAUUUGAGUGGGGACAAAGCGGAACCGAAACUGCCGCAAAAAUUCAACAUCGCCAGACUGUACGAUGCGUUUAUCGAGAAGAAGAAGGAUGUCUUUAUGGACAAGGCAAAUACAAGCGGGAAUACGGCGGCGAACCAAGCGUUCCUUAACCAUUUUAAAGGAUGCCUUGCUUACCACCACAACCUUGCAUUAAAAGUGAUCCUUAACGAAACAGAAAGCCUUUUAUUCCCAAACUGCCACUCGAGUGACAAAAACAUGGAAGUUUACGUUUUAAAGAUAGGAAUUGUGCACAAACUAGCCGACGAAUUCCACUUCGUACACAGGUCCUUCGCGGAGUACUUCGUUGCCGACAGCAUAGUUCAAGAACUGCAACGUCAGAAUCCAAAUGUUGCGUUUCAGAGAUUCCUGAUCGACGUAGUGUUGCUGAAUGACAGAUUUCAAGUUGUCCGUGCUUUCUUAGAUAUUUUACUGCAGAAAGUUGCCUUGCCUCCUAAUACCUUCAAAAAUUAUCGGUGCCACACGAGUAAGACUGACUUGAAUCUCAUCUUCAAGCUUGCGGAUGAAGGUUACGUAGCAAUCCUCCAACUAAUUCUAAAGAGCAUCAAUUUCAAGAUUGUCACAGGUAAGACAGUUGACGUCAAGGAGUGGCGACCUAAAGUAACUUUUAAGAAAAGAAACACACUGAACGACCUGAAGAUCCUUGUGCGAAAAGCUGGAGUCAACAUUAAGUAUGACUCUGGCUAUAGUCCACUACAUCUCGCGGCUAAACGUGGUCACUGGGAGAUGGUGAAAUUCUUGGUCGAGCUAGGAGCAAACGUUAACUUUAGGGAUAGUGAUAACAAAACGCCACUGUAUGUAGCCGCUAAAUAUAGGAGAUGGGACACCGUUAGAUACCUUGCGGAACACGGGGCAGACGUUAACGUUAGCAACAGUGACGACAUCACAGCACUGCAUCUAGCUGCUGAAUAUGGGAAUUUGGACACCGUCUUGUGCCUCGUAGAACACGGCGCGGACGUUAACGUCAAAGAUAACAACGGCAACACGGCGUUGUAUUUAGCAGUUGAUUCAGAAAUUAACCAAGACGAUGCACUGCAUUUAGACGUUGAAUGUGACAGACUGAACGUUGUCAGAUACCUCUUGGAACACGGUGUAGUCGUCAACAUUAGAAACAACAACGCUAAUACGGCGCUGCAUCAAGCCGCUAAGUGCCGGGUAUGGGACACAGUCAAACACCUGGUGGAACGAGGCGCAAAAAUUAACGUUAAAGACAACGACGGUUACACGGCACUACAUUUAGCUGCUGAGUAUGGAAGACUGGACACGGUCACAUACCUCGCGACGCAAGGCACGCAUCUUAACACCGCAACCAAUAAAGGCAGCACGCCACUGCAUUUAGCUGCUAGCUGCGGGAGAUUGGACACGGUCAGAUACCUCGCUGAACACGGUACAGACGUUAACGCCAAGGACAACGACGGCAAGACGUCCUUGCAUCUAGCCGCUGAGCACGGAAACUUGGACGUUGUCGAAUACCUCGCAGCGCAACGUGCAAACCUUAACGUUGAAGAUAGUGACGUUAGCACAAUACUGCAGUUAGCUGCCAAGUAUCGAGAGGGGGACACUGUAAAAUGCCUCGUAGAACGCGGUGCAGACAUUAACGCGAGAUCCAACGACGGCAGCACCGCCCUGCAUCUAAUUUCUGGUUAUGACAGACUGAGCACUGUUACAUACCUGGUGGAACACGGAGCAGACGUCAACGUAAAGGACAAUGACGGCAAUACGCCAAUACAUUUAGCCGCAAAAUGUGGGAGACUGGACACUGUCAAGUACCUCAUAACGCGAGGUUCACACCUUAACGCUUGCACCAACAAGAACAGCACCCCAUUACAUUUGGGUACUAAGUACGGCAGAUGGGAUACUGUUAGAUACCUCGUGGAACACGGUACGGGCGUUAACGUUAAAGACAACGACGGCAAAACUUCGUUGCAUUUAGCUGCUGAGUACGGGAGAUUGGAUAUUGUGAAGUACCUAAUAGCGCAAGGCGCCCACCUUAACGAUGGAACGAACGACGGCAAAACGGUACUGCAUUUAGCUGCCAAACAUCAGAAAUGGGACGCUGUAAAAUGCCUCGUAGAACACGGUGUGAACAUCAACGUGAAAGAUUACGACGGCAACACGAUAUUGCAUUUAGCCGCCGACUGCGACAAGCUGGACGUUGUAAAAUACGUCGUGGAACACGGUGCAAACAUUAACGUAAGAGCCAACGACGGCAGCGCGGCGCUGCACUUAGUUGCCGGGUACAAUAGAUUGAACACUGGGAAGUGCGACACGUCGCAGCGUUCAGCUGCUGAAUAUGACAGAUUGAACACUGCGGAUUACCUGAUGGAACACGGGGCGGACAUUAACGUCAAAGACAACGACGGCAACACCGUAUUGCAUCUAGCUGCUGAGUUUGGGAGAUUGGAUACCGUCAAGUACCUCUUGGCGCAAGGUGCGACCGUUGACGUCAGGAACAAUAACGGCUGGACGGUACUGCAUUUGUCUGCUGGGUACGACAGAUUGAACGCCGUUAAAUGCUUCGUGGAACACGGGGCGGACGUUAACGCCAAGGACAAUGACGACAACACGGCAUUGCACUUAGCUGUCAAGUAUGGGGGAUUGGACACCGUCCACUACCUCGUGAAACAAGGUGCAACCGUUAACGGUAGGAACAACAAGGGGUGGACGGCACUGCAUUUGGCUGCUGAGUGUGACAAGUUGAAUGCCGUGAAAUACCUCGUAAAAAAAGACGCACAACUUAACGUUACAAACAAUGGCGGCAAAACGGCACUUUAUUUAGCCGUUGGACGUGGGAGAUUGGACACUGUGAAGUACCUCGUAGAACACGGUGCAGACCUCAAUGUUAGAACCAAGAGCGAUGACACGGCGUUGCAUUUAGCCGUUAAUUGUGGCAGACCAGACCUUGUUAAGUACCUUGUGGAAAACGGCGCUGAUAUUAACGUUAGAGCCGCUGACGGCACCACGGCACUAUCUUUAGCUGUUAAACAUAGUUACACGAGAAUUGUCAAAUACCUUGUCGAUCAAGGGGCAGGUCACCAUUGAUACCUCAAAUUCACCUAUGUUCUGAAUUCCAAUGCCCUACGUCGGCGGAAACCGUUAAGAUCACCUAGAAUUUCGCCGACGUUUUGAAUUUUUUGGUUGAAACAGCCCGAAAUCCACAAAAGCCGUUCCGAGACCAUCAAACACCGUCGUCGGAGGAAUGAUAGGAGUCGAGUACUAUCAAUAGCGGAAUAACCAGCGAAUAUCAACCUUGAGAGUUUAGCGGUGCCAUCGUCAGGUGUGACCGAACGUCAACUUAGGCAAAUACAGAUCACUUACCAGUACAAAGUUUAUGGCCAGUACGAGAAGUACAACUGUCCGUUGUCUACUACUCGUAAAAGUGAUGUGUAGAUUAUGUGUCAUCAGAAAUCAUAUAAUCCUCUCGCUAUCCAGAUUUAUGUAGAUAUAAGCAGAACCAAUUAAUAAGGCAUUAAUUUAUAAAAUAAUAUUAAUAAAUAUCUUUUGAUAUCAAAGAUUUUUGUAAGAUUAUGUGACAUGUCAAAAUCAAAAUUACAUUAAAUUGAUGUUUGUAUCUGUAAUUUUGUAAGUGGCAAUUUCAUCUGUCAUUCGAUUGUUUGUAAUAAGGAAUAAACCCUUGUUGGUUGUGAGAGUUUUACUAUUUCUUCUAUAAUAUAUUUAUAUUUAUUUGUUUUAAAUCAAAUAUAGUUAUCUUCUUAAAUAACAAUAUAACU
This is a messenger RNA of Anoplophora glabripennis (Asian longhorned beetle), 6107 nucleotides long. RefSeq lists its product as uncharacterized. Gene Ontology annotation, molecular function: protein binding. The transcript is spliced from 2 exons. Bases 127 to 5418 code for a protein of 1763 amino acids. The record is from RefSeq and is a predicted model, not a curated record. Lineage: Eukaryota; Metazoa; Arthropoda; Insecta; Coleoptera; Cerambycidae. Gene Ontology annotation, cellular component: cytoplasm.